GAGACGGCUGCUACUGAGCGAGACCCCGCGGAACCAGGUGGUGGACGAGGGGAAGACGGACGUUCGCGGUGCGCCUGCUGGGGGCUGCCGCCUGCAGGGUCUCAUGAGCCUCUGAACAGCCCUGCCAAACACGGCCGCGCCCCGCUAUGCAGAGGAAACUGAGGCAGAGAGAGUUUAAGUUUCAGCGUUUCGGUCGGGGUGAUACCCCAACCCUGAAGGAUGUCCGGGAGCUGCUCUGCGCCCACGCGGGAAACCAGGAGCAUGAAUGCCACGCCCUGGCUUGUGGGCGACAUCACGACUGUCACCAUUCCCCAGGGCCAGCUGGCACUGCGUCCCUUUCCUUAAGGCUCAGAGGCACUGGGCCUGGGGAAGCGGAAACGCCCAGCUCUGUUAGGAUUUCUAAACUUGGCUGGCAGAGGCUGAGUGGAAUGGCCCACACAUUUAAACUCUUGAAUCAUCAAAGCUGCCUUAAAGAAAAAGACAGAAAAAAAACAGGCGCAGGCAAGGAGCUGACGCCUCACCUCAUUACCUUCCACCAGCCUAGUUCAAUACAACCAAGUGAGUUUGACUCAUCAGACGAAGAGCCCAUCGAAGAUGAACAGACUCCAAUUCAGAUAUCAUGGCUACCUCUGUCACGAGUGAAUUGUUCUCAGUUUCUCGGUUUAUGUGCUCUUCCAGGUUGUAAAUUUAAAGAUAUUAGAAGAAAUAUCCAAAAAGAUACAGAAGAACUAAAGAGCUAUGGUAUACAAGACAUAUUUGUUUUCUGCACCAGAGGGGAACUGUCAAAAUACAGAGUCCCAAACCUUUUGGACUUCUACCAGCAGUAUGGAAUUACCACUCAUCAUCACCCAAUCCCAGAUGGAGGGACUCCUGACAUAGCCAGCUGCUGUGAAAUAAUGGAAGAACUUGCAAUCUGCCUUAAAAAUAACCGAAAAACCUUAAUACACUGUUAUGGAGGACUUGGCAGAUCUUGUCUUGUAGCUGCUUGUCUCCUUCUAUACCUGUCUGACAUGGUAUCCCCACAGCAAGCCAUAGACAGCCUGAGAGAUGUGAGAGGGUCUGGGGCAAUACAGACUAUCAAGCAAUACAAUUACCUACAUGAGUUUCGGGACAAACUAGCUGCACAUCUGUUAUCAAGAGAUUCACUAUCAAGAUCUGUAUCAAGAUAAAGAAGUUCAAACAGCAUAUAUAUGACCAUGUCUGAAAUUUAACAGUUCUCUAGCAUAAUCUGUAUUGAAAUGAAAUUACUAGUGUUAUCAACUUGAACGUAAAUGUAUAUGUGCAGAUAUACCUAAAGCUUUUAUUGACAAAA
Molecule: messenger RNA, 1312 nt
Organism: Microcebus murinus (gray mouse lemur)
Lineage: Eukaryota; Metazoa; Chordata; Mammalia; Primates; Cheirogaleidae
Source: RefSeq, a predicted model, not a curated record